This is a messenger RNA of Cololabis saira (Pacific saury), 720 nucleotides long. RefSeq lists its product as uncharacterized. Lineage: Eukaryota; Metazoa; Chordata; Actinopteri; Beloniformes; Belonidae. The coding region runs from base 49 to 720 and encodes 223 amino acids. The transcript is spliced from 3 exons. The record is from RefSeq and is a predicted model, not a curated record.
AGAAGGAGAGGACGGUUCUGUUGUUUCCUUUCUUUUUCCUCUUCAACAAUGUCUAAGGUGAAUCAUCUGAGAGAGUUUAUCGGUCAGCGACUAACAGCAGCUGCUGUAGAAAUAUUGUCAGUGUUUGAAAAAAGCAUCUUGGAGUAUGAAGAAGAGCUCGACCGUCAGCGCAGACUGUUGGACCUCGCCUGGAAACCUGAAAUCAGACUCCACAGAGUCGAACUCCCACAAGAAAAUGUUUGUAAGGUGGAGGAAGACGGGGUUUCCAGUGUCCAGCACCUGGAUAACCUGGAGAGGAGCUGCCCGGACCAGGAGGAACCAGGGCAUCCACAGACUACAGAACUGGAGGAAGACUCCAGCGGUCAGGAGAUGAAGCACGAGGACGUAGAGGUGGAUGUCUCAUUGGUCAAUGUCGCAGAUGUGAAAGUUGAAAAUGGUGAACCAGGACCAAACUGUGGCCAGCUGCUGUUGCACACUUCUCCUGAAGCUCAAAACAAAGAUGAGGAAGGGACUGAAAGUUUACGCUCAGACUCCAGUAAAACUGCAGAUCCGGAGCCAAUGAGACGACACGGUGACCACGAAGAUGCUGCUGUCCCGUCAGACAGCAACUGUAAAUCAAAGCUGACCAGGACCCACACGGGGAAGAAGGUAUUUUCUUUCAGCACUUGCAGAAAAGAGUUCAGUAAAAGUCCUACAGGUGCCGUCGACCGGCAGAAAUGA